Aspergillus ochraceoroseus IBT 24754 is the source of this 2371-nucleotide messenger RNA. RefSeq names its product biotin--[acetyl-CoA-carboxylase] ligase BPL1. Gene Ontology annotation, molecular function: biotin--[biotin carboxyl-carrier protein] ligase activity. The coding region runs from base 150 to 2195 and encodes 681 amino acids. The transcript is spliced from 5 exons. NCBI's taxonomy places the organism in Eukaryota, Fungi, Ascomycota, Eurotiomycetes, Eurotiales, Aspergillaceae. Gene Ontology annotation, biological process: protein modification process. Gene Ontology annotation, cellular component: cytoplasm. The record is from RefSeq and is a predicted model, not a curated record.
GUCGUCCACUUCAACAGCCACCGGCGGGUUCUCUUCCUUUUUCGACAUUGCGAUUGACGGAUCGGGUGCAAGCAGGAAGAUACAGUAAGAAGUCAAGUUCGACUUCUCCCCCUCUUUUCUCUGAAGCUUCUCUCAACUUCCCCGCGAAAAUGGCGACAACGAACCCCAACACCACGGGCAGGAGGGUCAAUGUGCUGGUUUACUCCGGUGAUGGCACCACCGUCGAAUCCGUGCGCCACUGUCUCUACACUCUUCGCCGCCUCUUGGCCUCCCACUAUGCCGUGAUCCCGGUGACUGCAGAAAUGCUCCUCAAAGAGCCAUGGACACUUACAUGUGCCUUGCUUGUCUUCCCAGGCGGUGCAGACCUGGGAUACUGCCGGUCCUUCAACGGCGCUGGCAACCGGAAGAUUGAGCAAUACGUUCGCCGCGGGGGUGCUUACCUAGGUUUCUGCGCCGGGGGGUACUACGGCACUAAGCGCUGUGAAUUCGAAGUUGGAGACAAAACCAUGGAGGUAAUUGGCGACCGUGAACUGGCCUUCUACCCGGGUAUCUGUCGUGGAGGGGCAUUCUCUGGAUUCGUCUACCACAGUGAAGCAGGUGCCCGCGCUGCUGAACUGACAGUGUCGAAGGAGGCACUGAGCUCUGGAGUUGUCCCGACCAACUUCCGCUGCUACUACAACGGUGGGGGCGUCUUUGCCGAUGCCCUAUUGUAUGCAGAUAGUGGCGUUGAGGUCCUUGCUAGCUACGCACAAAGACUCAAUGUAGAUUCUGGGUCUGGCUCUGCCGCCGUCGUUUACUGCCCGGUUGGUGACGGUGCAGCCAUUCUUACUGGGCCGCAUCCUGAGUUUGCGGCGGCGAACCUCACUCCUGGUGCGAGUGGUUCUGAAUACACAGAAGUUAUCGAGGCUCUUGCUGCGGAUGACAAGUCCCGGACCGACUUUUUGAAGGCUUGUUUAUCGAAACUCGGCUUGCAAGUAUCCCAAGACACGACAGAUGUACCGUCUCUGUCGUCACUGCACUUCUCGUCCUUGUUCCCCGAUGACGCGAAGGAAGUAUUGAAGUCGUUGGAAGAGCUGGUUGGUGAUGCGCAGUACCUGAAAGACGAACAUGACACUUUCCGGAUUGAAACACCAGGUGUUUGUAAUAUGGGAGACCUCGCAGAAUCCCUGCCGGCAGACGUAAAGGAAUCCUCCAAAAUCUCCCAGGAAGAGGGGAUUCUGGAUCACCAGGCAGUUGUCAAACGGCUAGUGGUUCACGACGAUGUGCCGUCGUCAAAAAUGACCCCCUAUUUCAACCACCACGCUUUCUACACCCAUCUCCGACACUACCAGGCGCAAUCGAACGAGGGCGCCUCGCAGUUUGGCUCAAAUCUUAUAUAUGGAGAGGUCAUCACCAGUACUAACACGAUUUUAGAAAAGAACCCCAAGCUCCUUCACCAACUGCCGAACGGCACGACGGCAACGGCAACUACGCAGGUCGCCGGCCGAGGAAGAGGCUCCAAUGUCUGGGUGUCCCCAGCAGGGGCGCUCAUGUUCUCAACUGUAGUACGACACCCCAUGGAUAAGAUGCAGUCAGCUCCAGUCGUGUUGAUUCAGUAUCUCGCGGCACUGGCAACGGUCCAGGGAGUUCAAAGCUACGACAAGGGCUUUAACGCCAUGCCAGUAAAGUUGAAAUGGCCGAAUGACGUCUAUGCUCUCGAUCCAGAGCAGCCUGAAGCCAAGAAGCAAUACACCAAGAUCUGCGGAAUCUUGGUAAACUCUCAAUACUCCUCGAAUGAGUACACUUCCGUCGUCGGAAUCGGCAUCAACGCCACCAACGCAUCCCCGACUACCUCAUUAACAGCGCUUGCCAACCGCUUCGUUGGUCGCAAUGCGGCCCCUAUUACGCUGGAGAAACUACUCGCUCGCAUACUCACUGUCUUCGAGGACUUGUAUGUUCGGUUCCUGCGAACAGGCUUCGACCGCGUGUUUGAGGAAAUGUAUUACGAUGCGUGGCUCCACAGUAACCAGAUCGUGACUCUGGAAGCCGAAGGAGGGAUCCGUGCUAGGAUCAAGGGCGUUACUCGAGACUACGGCAUGCUGCUGGCAGAGGAGCUCAGCUGGGAUGACCGGCCUACUGGAAGAGUGUGUCAGUUGCAGAGUGACAGUAAUAGCUUUGACUUUAUGCGGGGAUUGGUGCGACGAAAGAUAAACUAGACUUUCCUUAUAGAAUUGAGAAUACGAGGCAAAUUUUAGACAAUGUGUCAGCCUCUAAGCAGAUGAAAUAUUAGCGACAUACUGCAGUCAUUGAAGUGGUAACAGGUUUAAUCAUUAGUGACCGGAUCUGAUGUCACAUAAGGAUGCGCUUUCAUGACGCGUCCAGCAUUAGCCGG